This is a messenger RNA of Cloeon dipterum, 1053 nucleotides long. Its product is annotated as lactosylceramide 4-alpha-galactosyltransferase-like. Lineage: Eukaryota; Metazoa; Arthropoda; Insecta; Ephemeroptera; Baetidae. The transcript is spliced from 4 exons. The coding region runs from base 1 to 1053 and encodes 350 amino acids. The record is from RefSeq and is a predicted model, not a curated record. Gene Ontology annotation, biological process: glycosphingolipid biosynthetic process. Gene Ontology annotation, molecular function: hexosyltransferase activity.
AUGUUUGAAUUGAAGCCUGUAUACGUUAUUAUGAGUGAUUCGCUGGAACAGGAGGAGCCGAAUGUAGAAAUUUCCUGUACUACUCCUGAACCUAAAUCCUCAACUAUAACGCAGCAAACCUCUUUGGAAAAUGUGCUGUUCUAUCAGAAUCCUGCCGAGAUAGGCGGCGAUGCUUUGGAAAUUUUGGAUUCACGCAACGAGUCUCGCAAAUCAAUUUUCUUCAUCGAAUCUUCACGCAGGGGCACGAUAACGGCUCGCCAAAUUUGUGCUGUCGAGUCCACGGCAAGGCACAACCCCGAAGCCGACAUUUUCUUGCUUCUUCUCGAUCCCCCAGAAGAUCCAGACCUCUCGGAAGACAAACAGGUGCUCACCCUUCUGCGGCACCACAGCAACGUGCAGUUGCUUAGGAUCGAGUCCACCACCUUUUACGCCAACUCGCCGCUGCAAGAGUGGAGCAACGCCAAUCGAAUCAACACCAGCGUACACCCCAUCGAGCACGCCAGUGACAUUUUAAGAGUUGUCACCAUUCUAAAGUAUGGCGGAGUAUAUCUUGACCUGGACUUCGUGAUCCAGCAGUCACUGGCCUCAUUGCCUCCAAAUUGGCUGUCCUUCGAAAUGGGCAGUGAAGUGUGUAACGGCGCAUUUGGCUUUAAAAAGGGACAUCCAAUGGUGCAAAUGAUGGCCAAGGAACUAGCUGAAACCUUCGACGGAUCAAACUGGGGACACAAUGGACCUUCCAUGGUGUCUCGCGUGAUGAGCCGAACGUGCGGAAUGACUCGGCCUGAAAUACUGAACACAGGCAAAAAAUGCGCUGGUGUCGUUGUGUUCAAGUCAGAUAUAUUCUUUCCCAUUUCCUACCCUAGUUGGGGAAGGUACUUUGAUGAAGCUGCUGGUCCUGAGGUGAUGCUCCUGGCGAAGGACUCUCUGGGGGUGCAUUUGUUUAACUUCCUGAGCCAUGGAGCCAAAGUUACACUUGGCUCUAAUCAAGCUUACAGUCUGUUAGCACAGAAACACUGUCCACGAGCGUACUGGGGAUGCUCAGAAAUAUUUUAA